Perca fluviatilis (European perch) is the source of this 1377-nucleotide messenger RNA. RefSeq lists its product as uncharacterized. Lineage: Eukaryota; Metazoa; Chordata; Actinopteri; Perciformes; Percidae. The transcript has 2 exons. Bases 367 to 1257 code for a protein of 296 amino acids. Gene Ontology annotation, molecular function: lipid binding. The record is from RefSeq and is a predicted model, not a curated record. Gene Ontology annotation, cellular component: extracellular region; membrane. Gene Ontology annotation, biological process: lipoprotein metabolic process; lipid transport.
UGUGUGUUUUACUACGUUAGGAAAGAUGCGUCGUUUGUGAUUUAAUAACAGUUCGCUAUAAUAAUUGAUCCCAGAAGUUUGAAUCUGUGAAUUCAUCUUUCCACCUUUACCGAAGUAUCUUUAUUAAUAUGUGGCUCGUGUUGAUAAAGACACUUCAGGGCGUUUCCUGUUUAAAGUUUCCUUUCACUUUCACACAGCUUGUGUCGCAGUUAGUUUCCUCCGUCUGGAGCUCCAGCCAGAGAAUGUGGAAUAAGAGGAGAAGCGGCUCUCUGUAGACAGGCUCUGCUCCAGCUGAAGUGUGAUUUAAAGUCAGCUUCUUCAUCUCUCUGAAGAGGAGAUCUCAACACUUCAGGAGGACCAGGAGACAUGGAGAUGGCUUCAAGACCUAGAAGAAGACGGAGCAGAGACUUCCCUCCUGAUUUCUCUGAAUUAAUGAACACACUUAAAAAUCAUGCAGCUUCAUUCAUCAGAGAGUUUGGCAGCAGAGAACAGAAGAUGAGAGAGAUAGUUAGAGAGUUUAGGGAGAUCUCUGAUGGAGUCAGAAAGAUGCAGGAGAUAACAGAUAGAGUCAGAACAGUAGGAGCUGUUACUGGAGGAGUAGGAAUAGGACUCUCGGUCCUUGCAGCUCUGUUCACUGGGGGGGUUAGUUUAGCAGUUGUACUGUUAGUAGCAGCAGCAGGAGGAGCUGUUACUGGAGCAGGAGGAAUAGGACUCUCGUUCCUUGCAGCUAUGUUUACUGGGGGGGUUAGUUUAGCAGUAGUACCGUUAGCAGCAGUAGCAGGAGGAGCUGCAGCAGCAGGAAAAGGUGUGGUUUUUGCUGUAAAUGUAACAAAAAGAAUGAAAGAGACUGGAAGUGCAAAGAAAGUAGAAGAACUGGGGAAAGAGUUCAUGGAGAUCGUUGAACCGCUGAAGAAGGACCUGGAAGAAAUAAAGAGGACGUGCGAGAAGUUGGAGGAAAGAUCAGCUGGAGAUCAGGCUGGAAUCACUCUGAGAGACAUGGAGGGGUUACAGAGGAUUCUGACACGAGUUUCUGAACUGGCAGAAAGGAGUGAAGAAGUUGUGUUUGUCACUGCAACACUGAUGGGAAUUAUUCGGUGCUUGAUAUUGCUCCUUGUGACAAUCUUCAGAGUCACAGCGACCCCUGAAGAGGAUAAAAAGUUAAGAAACUCCAUCAUCCAGUCAGCUGUUCGCUGUCAGGAGGUCGUUGUCAAGUUUGAUCAGAUGAAGAAAGAACUCAAAGACUUGACUACCUGUUAGUGUUUGAUCAUUAUCUAACAUACUGGACUCAUAGUAACUGAAUCAGAUGAUCAAUACUACUUUAUCAUAUUUCAUAUGUUGGUCUGUUGAACACUGAGACUGAAUUAUUGUAUUUUUGGU